Molecule: messenger RNA, 465 nt
Organism: Zychaea mexicana
Lineage: Eukaryota; Fungi; Mucoromycota; Mucoromycetes; Mucorales; Lichtheimiaceae
Exons: 1
Coding region: 1-465 (154 amino acids)
Source: RefSeq, a predicted model, not a curated record
AUGGAAACUGAACAGGAGGAAGCACAACAACAUUAUUUGGUAAUGAAUAAUACUAGUGAUAAUAAUAACAAUAUUGCUACUACUUACCAAAACGCAACUAACCAACAAUCUUGGGCUGAUCAAAUGGAACAGUUAUCUGUUCCUCAAGAGGAGUACGACACUAACCGUUAUGAUCAUUUACAUCCUAACACCCCUGAAUUUGUUCGCGAUUUACAUAAACGUAUGGAUGAAACGAACAAAAUGGUCGCACAACUAGCAGAAGCUCUUGCUGAAAACACAAAAUUGGUAAGAGAAAAUAUGAAUCUAGCUCAAGAGCUCCAGGCAGCAAAAAACCAAAUUGCACAACUGCAACAGCACCAACAACAUCUACUAAGAAUUCUCACAAAGGAGGAUUCAACUGACAAACCAACUGGAUCGAUUGCAUCUAAAUAUGCGACCACAGCCACUACUAGGGUUCGCAAUUGA